AUAUAUAUCCGUUUCUCUCUCUGUACAGUUCGAUUUUCAAACGGAGAGAAGCAUGGAGCUCCAAAACACAGUGAAAGAAGCCCUAAACGCACUGUACCAUCAUCCAGAUGAUACGGUGCGUAUGCAAGCCGAUCGAUGGUUGCAAGAUUUUCAAGGCACCAUCGAUGCUUGGCAGGUUGCUGAUAAUUUGCUUCAUGAUGCCACCAGCAAUCUAGAAACGUUAAUAUUUUGUUCUCAGACGCUUAGAAGUAAGGUACAACGGGAUAUUGAAGAGUUACCUUCUUCUGAAGCUGUUCGUGCGCUACAGGAUUCCUUAAAUACCUUAUUGAAAAAGUUCCAUAAAGGCCCCCCUAAAGUCAGGACUCAGAUAAGCAUUGCGGUAGCUGCCUUGGCUGUCCAUGUUCCUGCAGAAGAUUGGGGAGGUGGUGGUAUCGUUAGUUGGCUUCAGGAUGAGAUGAAUUCUCACCCUGAAUACGUACCUGGAUUUUUGGAGCUACUUACAGUAUUGCCUGAGGAAGUAUACAACUACAAGAUAGCAGCUCGUCCAGAAAGACGUCGCCGGUUUGAAAAGGAGUUGACUUCUCAGAUGGAGGUUGCUCUUAGCAUAUUGACAGCUUGUUUGCAGAUUAAUGAACUGAAGGAAAAGGUUCUCGAGGCAUUUGCAUCUUGGCUUUGAUUAAAGCAUAGGAUUCAUGGUUCUGUGCUUGCCUCUCAUCCACUGGUGCUUACAGCUCUCUCAAGCUUGCAUUCUGAGAUACUUUCUGAGGCAUCUGUAAAUGUCAUCUCUGAACUGAUACACUACUCAGCAGCUGGAAGUUCUGGUGGUGCUGCUGUAAACAUGCCCUUAAUUCAAGUAAUUGUGCCUCAAAUUAUGAAUUUAAAGGCACAGCUUACGGAUUCAUCAAAGGAUGAGGAAGAUGUGAAGGCUAUUGCUCGAUUAUUUGCUGACAUGGGUGAUUCAUAUGUUGAACUGAUUGCAGCUGGUUCUGAUGAAUCAAUGGUGAUAGUGCAUGCCCUGUUGGAAGUUGCUUCACACCCAGAAUUUGAUAUUGCUUCAAUGACUUUUAAUUUUUGGCACAGUCUUCAGCUUAUCUUGACAAAAAGGGAUUCUCAUAUCUCAUUUGGUAAUGAAGCAUCUGCUGAAGCCGAAAGAAAUAGAAGGUUGCUGGUUUUUCGUUCAGCCUAUGAGUCCCUUGUGUCCUUGGUUAGCUUCCGAGUUCAAUACCCUCGAGAUUAUCAAGACCUUUCAUUAGAGGACCUCAAGGAGUUUAAACAGACUAGAUAUGCUGUUGCGGAUGUCCUAAUCGAUGCAGCAUCAGUUUUAGGUGGUGAUGCAACGUUGAAAAUUCUUUACACGAAGCUUGUUGAGGGUGUGGCUUGUUGUGGAAAUGAACAUAGUGAGUGGCGUCCAGCAGAGGCUGCUUUAUUUUGCAUCCGGGCUAUAUCCAAUUAUGUUUCAGUCAUUGAAGCUGAAGUGAUGCCCCAGGUUAUGACUUUGCUUCCAAAACUUCCUCAACAACCCCAACUGCUUCAGACUGUUUGCUUAACCGUUGGAGCAUAUUCAAAAUGGCUUGAUGCUGCAUCAAGCGAUCCAUCUAUAUUGGCUUCAGUCCUUGGUAUGCUCACAAGUGGCAUGGGUGUAUCAGAAGAUUCAGCUGCGGCUGCAGCUUUGGCAUUUAGACACAUCUGUGAUGAUUGCCGGAAAAAGCUUUGUGGAUACUUGGAUGGUCUCUAUAAUGUGUAUCGAACAGCAGUUAAUGGGGAAGGUUGUUUAAAAGUUUCUGCUGAGGACUCAUUGCAUUUGGUUGAAGCCUUGAGCAUGGUUAUUACAGAACUUCCCCAAGAUGAUGCUAAGAAGGCUCUGGAGAUGUUGUGCUUGCCAGUGGUUACUCCCUUACAGGAAGUUAUCAAUCAAGGACCAGAAGUAUUGCAUAAGAAACAUCCUCGUGACUUAACUGUUCAUAUUGAUCGAUUUGCCUACAUCUUCAGGCAUGUAAAUCAUCCUGAAGCUGUGGCAGAUGCAAUACAAAGGCUUUGGCCCAUAUUCAAAGCUAUAUUUGAUAUUCGUGCUUGGGAUAUGCGUACGAUGGAGUCUCUUUGUCGAGCUUGCAAAUAUGCUGUGAGAACUUCCAAAAGGUAUAUGGGAAUCACAAUCGGAGCCAUUCUAGAGGAGAUUCAAGGUUUAUAUCAACAACACCAACAGCCAUGUUUCCUUUAUCUCUCUAGUGAAGUAAUAAAGAUAUUUGGUUCUGACCCAUCUUGUGCUAGCUACUUACAAAAUUUGAUUGAAGCUCUUUUCAAGCGCACGACAUGUCUUCUCACAAGUAUUGACGAGUUUACUUCAAGGCCUGACGUUGCAGAUGAUUGUUUUUUGUUGGCAUCGAGGUGCAUUCGCUAUUGUUCUCAGCUAUUUAUCCCCUCUCCUGUAUUUCCAUCAUUAGUAGAUUGUGCUAUGAUGGGAAUUACAGUACAGCACAGGGAGGCCUCCAAUUCCAUAUUGACCUUCCUAUCUGAUAUCUUUGAUCUUGUGAAGUCUUGUAAGGGAGAAGAAUAUUUAUCUUUGAGGGAUAGUGUCAUUAUUCCUCGAGGUGCCAGCAUUACCAGAAUAUUGAUUGCCUCAUUGACAGGAGCCCUCCCAAGUUCUCGGCUAGAGACGGUAACUUAUGCACUACUGGCCUUAACUCGAGCAUAUCGUGUCCAAGCAUUGGAGUGGGCCAAAGAGAGUGUUUCGUUGAUCCCAUUGACAGCUGUUGCAGAGGUGGAACGGACAAGAUUUUUGCAAGCAUUAUCAGAUGCAGCAUCGGGAGCUGAUGUCAAUGCCCUGAUGGGUCCAAUUGAAGAGCUGUCUGAUGUUUGCCGUCGUAAUCGAACAGUUCAAGAGAUUGUUAAAGGAGCUUUGAAGCCACAUGAAUUAAAUAUGGUGCCUGUAUCAUAGUGGAAAGUAAAAAAAAAGGGGCUGUUUUGCUGAGGUCCCGAUUGUCGGUUAUAUGAAUUACUUGAUUGUGUAUUAGUUAUAUUUUUUUCAUCAUUGUGUAUCCAUUAUCAUUCUCCAAUUUUUUCUGAGGAGAAUCUGGCGUUUAUAUUGGGUGGGCGAGAAUAGGUUGCCAUUGUAUCUUCAUUGACUGAGUGGUUCCAAUUGUUUUGGCUUCAAUUUUUUUUUAGGGUAAAGUUUCGGGUAUAGAUUUGUAAUUUUCGUUGGUAAUGGAAAAGGUAUUUUUUCUUUCA
Molecule: messenger RNA, 3225 nt
Organism: Pistacia vera
Lineage: Eukaryota; Viridiplantae; Streptophyta; Magnoliopsida; Sapindales; Anacardiaceae
Product: transportin MOS14-like
Exons: 27
Biological process (GO): protein import into nucleus
Cellular component (GO): cytoplasm; nuclear membrane
Source: RefSeq, a predicted model, not a curated record